UCUCAUAAGUAACCCAGUGAAAGUUUGUGUUGUCCAGAACUCCCCGCGUGGGUCUCCGAUGUUUACGAAGCUGUCGGAUGUGAGCAUCUGACCAGACUUCAACGCUAUUUACCAUGCUGAAGUCCAAAACAUUCAUGAAAAAGACCCGCUCGGGUGGGAUACUCAAAGUAGUUCGUGAACACUACCUCCGAGAUGACAUUUGGUGCGGCAGUGAAGUGUGUGAGGAUUGCAAAGAUGAAUCCCCAGUUCUCGAAAAGAACCCAUGCUUGGAGAGCAGCCUGUGUACAUAUCCUCACUAUCUCAUUCCGGAUACAAACGUUGUUCUUCAUCAGAUCGAUGUUUUGGAGGACCCGUUGAUUAGGAACGUCAUCAUCUUGCAGACGGUUCUUCAAGAGGUCCGACACAGGAGCGGACCAGCCUACAAGAGAAUCAAAGAUGCAAUCCACAACAAGGAGAAGCAUUUUUACACAUUCACAAACGAACACCACCGGGAGACCUUCAUCGAGCGUGAGCCCGGAGAGAGUGCAAACGACAGAAACGACAGAGCCAUACGCGUAGCGGCACAGUGGUACAGCAAGCACAUACCAAACAGUGCCGAGAUAAAAGUCGUCAUGCUAACAAAUGACCGGUUGAAUAAGGAGAAGGCAGAACAAGCUGGCUUAGUUGUUUAUAAAUGUGAGGAGUAUAUCAAGAGUUUGAUUGCCAAUCCCGAGCUUGUGGACCGGCUUGCAGCGACCGCUGAUGACCAGAAUGAAAUGACCAGUUCUAAGAUCAUAUUCCCGGAGCAUCUUCCACUGUCUCAGAUUCAAACGGGUAUCAAGAGUGGCAAAUACAUCCAGGGAACUUUCCGAGCCAACAGGGAUAACUACCUGGAGGGGACUGUCUUUGUCCACGGGGAGGGAGAUGAAAGCACUGAGAUUCUGUUACAAGGGCUUCAGAAGCUGAAUCGGGCCGUGCACCAGGAUUUGGUGGCGGUGGAGCUGUUACCGCGCGACGACUGGGUAGCACCGUCUGCUGUGGUCCUGCAAGACGAUGGGGGUAAAGGCGAGGAUGACGAAGAAGAGGAGGAUGAGGAGAAAAAACUGCAAACCAAAAAGGUGCAUCGGGACGCUAUGAAGCCCACGGGCCGAGUGGUGGGCAUUAUCAAGAGGAACUGGAGGCCCUACUGUGGCAUGCUGAAUGUGUCCCAGAUCCAAGAGUCCACAAGGCACUUGUUCACGCCAGCAGACCGCCGCAUCCCCAGGAUUCGCAUCGAGACCCGUCAGGCGGCCACCUUGGCAGGCCAGAGGAUCAUGGUGGCCAUCGACGGCUGGCCCAAGAACUCCAGAUACCCAAAGGGCCACUUCAUGAAGAGCCUGGGCAACGCUGGGGACAAGGAGACCGAGACCGAGGUGCUGCUGCUGGAGCACGAUGUCCCUCACCUGCCCUUCUCCCAGAAGGUCCUCAGUUUCCUACCCAAGAUGCCCUGGGCCAUCACCGAGGACGACAUGAAGAACAGGGUGGACCUGCGCCAUCUGUGUGUGUGUAGUGUGGAUCCGCCCGGCUGCACGGAUAUUGACGACGCUCUGCACUGUCGAGACCUUGAGAAUGGAAACCUAGAGGUUGGUGUUCACAUAGCAGACGUCAGCAAUUUCAUCCGGCCAGGGAAUGCCCUGGACGAGGAGGCAGCCAGCAGAGGGACCACUGUGUACCUGUGUGGAAAGAGAAUUGACAUGGUUCCAGAGCUGCUAAGCUCCAACCUGUGUUCUCUGCGCUCUAAUGUUGAACGACUAGCCUUCUCCUGCAUCUGGGAGAUGAAUCACAAUGCUGAAAUCCUCAACACCCGUUUCACCAAAAGUGUCAUCAACUCAAAGGCUUCUCUCACCUACGCUGAGGCUCAGAUGAAAAUUGAUGAUGCGAACAUGAAUGAUGACAUCACCCAGAGCCUACGAGGCCUGAACAAGUUGGCGAAGAUCUUGAAGGCCAAAAGAAUUGAGAAGGGAGCUCUGACUCUGUCCUCGCCUGAAGUUCGCUUUCACAUCGACAGUGAGACGCAUGACCCCAUCGACCUUCAGACCAAAGAGCUCAAGGAGACUAACUCUAUGGUGGAGGAGUUCAUGUUGCUGGCCAACAUCUCCGUCGCCCAGAAGAUCUAUGACGAAUUCUCAGAGUGUGCACUGCUGAGGAAGCAUCCAUGUCCACCUCCCUCCAACUAUGACAUACUCCACAAAGCCACCAAGACAAAGAACCUGGUGAUCCACACAGACUCGGCCAAAGAGCUGGCAGACUCUCUGAAUGAGGCCGAGAUCGACGGCUUCCCCUACUUCAACACGCUGCUGCGUAUCCUAGCAACGCGCUGCAUGAUGCAGGCCGUCUAUUUCUGCUCUGGCCUGGACUCCGACUUCAGACACUAUGGGCUGGCCACGCCCAUAUACACACACUUCACCUCACCCAUCAGGAGGUACUCUGACAUCAUUGUGCACAGACUCCUGGCCGUGGCCAUUGGGGCAGACAGCACCUACCCGGCCCUGAUGGACAAGCACAAGCAGGCCGCCCUCUGCAACAACCUCAACUACAGACACAAGAUGGCGCAGUACGCCCAGAGAGCGUCCGUCGCCUUCCACACUCAGUUGUUUUUCAAAAACAGAGGGAUUCUUAAUGAAGAAGGCUUCAUUCUCUUUGUGAGGAAGAAUGCAAUCAUCAUCCUAAUUCCCAAGUUUGGUUUGGAAGGAACUGUGUUCUUUGAGAACAGAGACAAGCCCAGUCCUAAGAUGCUUUUCAACGAGGAGGGUCCCACACUAACAGUGGAAGGACACACGUUUAACAUGUUUGACCGUGUCAGAGUGACCAUCAGUCUGGAUGCAUCCAACAUUCAGAACCAGAAGAUCAGGAUGGCCCUCCUGGAUCCAGUGAUUCCUGGAGUAAGCGUACCUCUGCCUGAGCCAGAGCCAGAGGCCAAGAAGGCCAAACUGGAUCGCUGAAUAGCACACUUUUUGACCAGACCCUUUUAAAGGCAUGAUCACUCAUUUUUUAACUCUCAUGUAAAAGUCUGUGGUCUUUAGGGGCGCCUGUCUCUUUAAUGCACAGCCAUGGAGCUUUUUUUAACCUAUGUAAAGAUAUUUACUGUGAUCAGAUCCAGUAAGUGUAUUAAAUGACACUUCUACAUCAAA
This is a messenger RNA of Alosa sapidissima (American shad), 3149 nucleotides long. It is a transcript of the gene dis3, whose product is annotated as DIS3 exosome endoribonuclease and 3'-5' exoribonuclease. The record is from RefSeq and is a predicted model, not a curated record. Gene Ontology annotation, molecular function: endonuclease activity; 3'-5'-RNA exonuclease activity; RNA binding. Lineage: Eukaryota; Metazoa; Chordata; Actinopteri; Clupeiformes; Clupeidae. Gene Ontology annotation, cellular component: cytoplasmic exosome (RNase complex); nuclear exosome (RNase complex). The coding region runs from base 114 to 2960 and encodes 948 amino acids. The transcript is spliced from 21 exons. Gene Ontology annotation, biological process: rRNA catabolic process.